Messenger RNA from Neoarius graeffei (lesser salmon catfish), 2082 nucleotides. It is a transcript of the gene cpdp, whose product is annotated as CPD photolyase. The coding region runs from base 48 to 1595 and encodes 515 amino acids. Gene Ontology annotation, biological process: photoreactive repair. Gene Ontology annotation, molecular function: deoxyribodipyrimidine photo-lyase activity. NCBI's taxonomy places the organism in Eukaryota, Metazoa, Chordata, Actinopteri, Siluriformes, Ariidae. The record is from RefSeq and is a predicted model, not a curated record. The transcript has 9 exons.
CGUGCGUCUGUUAUGAAACUUGACUUGUGCACGUGUUUUUGCGGUAAAUGUUUAGGGUUAAAGAAGUGAAAAGGUUUUCAGUGAUGAUGAGCGAGAAGAAAAUGAGCCUGAAGCGGAAAGGAGAGCUGAGGAAAGGCCCGGAGAAGAGAGGAGGAGGAGUUGGAGGAGCGGGCUGGCUGCAGGAGAAAGUGCUGGAGAUCCGGAGAAACUCUGCUGAGUGUAAAUUCAACCCAAAGCGUCUCCGGUUUCUGUCUGACGCCCAGAGAGUGAGACAGGGCUGCGGGGCCGUGCUGUACUGGAUGGUCCGGGAUCAGCGAGUGCAGGAUAACUGGGCGCUGGUUUACGCUCAGCAGCUCGCUCGGGAAGAGAAUUUGCCUCUACUUGUGUGUUUCUGCCUCGUGCCACGUUAUUUAGAGUCAACGUAUCGCCAGUACGCCUUCAUGCUCAGGGGACUGCAGGAAGUGGCCAAGGAGUGUACAAGUCUGGACAUUCAGUUCCACCUCCUGAGCGGCGAACCCGAGCUGACGCUACCCGGUUUUGUGAAACACUGGGACAUUGGCGCCGUCGUGACUGAUUUUAACCCUCUCAGACUUCCACGGCAGUGGACUGAACGUGUUAAAAAUGAGCUUCCAUCCGACAUUGCCUUCAUCCAGGUCGAUGCCCAUAACGUGGUGCCAUGCUGGGAGGCAUCGAAUAAACUGGAGUACGCAGCGAGAACCAUCCGAGGGAAAAUCACCAAACUCCUCCCAGAGUUCCUCACAGAGUUUCCUCCAGUGGACGCACACCCUCACCCGUCCACCAAAACGGCCAAGAAGGUGGAUUGGGAGGAAGUGAUGUCAUCCCUGGAGGUAGACCGCAGUGUUGGGGAGGUUUUGUGGGCGCAGCCGGGAACAGCGGGAGGCGUCGCCACGCUUGAGUCGUUUAUAGACCAGCGGCUGCGUCUUUUUGCCACCGAGAGGAACAACCCGAACGCCUCUGCGCUCAGCCAGCUCUCACCGUGGAUCCACUCAGGUCAGUUAUCAGCUCAGCGUGUGCUGUUGGAGGUGCAGCGUUGGGGGAAACGCUCUGCCGAGUCCGUGUCCUCCUUCACCGAGGAGCUGUUGGUGCGCAGAGAGCUGUCCGAUAACUUCUGCUUCUACAACGACAACUACGACAACAUCAACGGUGCGUAUGACUGGGCAAAGAAGACGCUGCAGGAUCAUGCUAAAGACGCCCGGCCUUACCUGUACACACGAGAGCAACUGGAGAACGCAGACACGCAUGACCAGCUAUGGAACGCUGCACAGAGGCAGCUGGUGUUGGAGGGGAAGAUGCACGGGUUCAUGCGCAUGUACUGGGCUAAGAAGAUCCUGGAGUGGACGGCUUCACCCGAGGAGGCCGUGAACAUCUCCAUCUACCUCAACGAUCGCUACUCGCUGGACGGCUGCGACCCGAGCGGAUACGUGGGCUGUAUGUGGUCCAUCUGUGGGAUUCAUGAUCAGGGCUGGUCCGAGAGGCCCGUUUUCGGUAAAGUGCGCUACAUGAACUAUGCAGGCUGCAAGCGCAAGUUCGAUGUGGGCCAGUUCGAGAGGAGGUACGCUGGGAAGAAGGCUUGAGACGUGCAGACACGCGGGUGUUUUUAUCUUUUGUAUAUCUUCAUUAGGGCUUGUCGAAGGCUUGUGUUUUGCCAGUUUGAUUCAUUUUGAGUUUUGUGUUGCUUUAAGUCUCAGCUUUCUCUUAAAACUGGCAGGGUGUGUAUACUUUGUGUGUAUAAAACCUCGUAUUGACGUUUUUGUUAAACAUCAGGAAACGGGUUUCACUUGGUUCCUUUAGAAAGAUAAAAUCUAAGUAAGUGAGAGAUGUUUGUGAGGGUUUGUCUCGCUGUAACUGGAUCAGUUUAAUUAACACAUCAAGUCGAAGUACAGAGUAACUUUCACACUGGCCGCAUUCAUGGAUUACAAAAAAUGCAUAAACCAUUCAUUUAGAGUCAUAUAAUACGUAGAUUUUAAGGAUUUUCAUGGAACAGUUGUUUCAUUUUCUUCUUCUUCAUUAGUAGGGUUGUAAAGAUGUACAGUGCCUUGCAAAAGUAUUCAUCCCCCUUGG